GCCCCACCAUGAGCCAGCAGGCCCCGCGGGGCAGAGAUCCGCGCCAGCUUCGCCCCGUGUGCGUCCUGCUACCCGGCCGGCAGCAGCUCAGGUUCAACGUCGGGGUGAAAGCCACAGGACAGGAGCUCUUCCAGCAAGUGUGUGAUGCGCUGAACGUUAAAGAACCUCACUUUUUUGGCCUCAGUGUUGUCCGAAACAAUGAGUACUUGUUCAUGGACCUGGAACAGAAGCUCAGCAAAUACUUCCUGAAGGAUUGGAAGAAGGAGAUCGGUCAAGAAGACAAGAAGCCCAGCCCUCCUUUCAUUGCCUUCUUCCGAGUCCAGUACUACGUGGAAAAUGGAAGGGUUAUAACCGACAAGACAUCCAGGCAUCUGUAUUACUGCCACCUCAAGGACCAAGUGCUGAGAUCCCAGUGCCCCCACAAGGAGGAAAUCUACUUCCUGCUGGCCGCCUACGGCCUGCAGGCCGACCUGGGCAACUACCGAGCGGCCGCCCACGUGGGCAAGUACUUCGAGCCUCACGCCUAUUUCCCACAGUGGAUCAUUUCCAAGCGGGGCAGCCCGUAUCUGCUGCAGCACGCCCCGGAGGCGCAUCGCGACCAGCGAGGGCUGACCUCCAGGGAGGCCGAGCUCAGAUUCAUCCAGGAGGCCUGCCUGCUGGACGACGUGCCCGUGCACCUCUUCAAGCUGCGGAAGGACAAGAAAGAAGAGCGACCCACCGUCGCCCUGGGCUUGACGUUAAACGGAAUCCACAUUUAUGAGGAAGUGGGGCGUGUUCGGCAACUGGUCUGCGACUUCCCCUGGUCCCGCGUGGGGAAACUGGCUUUCCUGGGGAAGAAAUUGGAGAUCAGUCCCGACGGGCUGCCCUCUGCCCGCAAGCUGGUCUUCUACACGGGCUGCCCCGUCCGCUCCCGCCACCUGCUCCGGCUGCUCAGUAGCAGCCACCAGCUCUUCCUCCACCUCCAGCCCCUGCUGAGGAAACUGCGUCAGAUCGAGGAGGCCGAAGAGAAGAAACACUACAGGGAGUCGUACAUCAGCGACACGCCGGACGCGGACCACUCCUCCCCGGGCAGCGCCGACAGCAGAGGGGCCGGGGGCGGCGGGCUGAGGAGGAGAAGCAGCAGCCCCCCGCGGCCGGACCCCCGCCGAGGUUCUGCGGGCAGCAGCCGGUCUCUUGGGAGCGAAGCCGGCUCGGGGCAGCGGGCGUCCGGCGAGAUGAGCGUGGACGGGCCAGGCUCCAGCAGCGACGGCGACGCCAUGGGGAGAGACGACGGGGACCCCGACGGCCACGAGCUGGCGCCGGCGUCGGAUAAACGCGGGGUCACCUCCUGGGGACCCCCCUGGGACUGGGGCCAGCUGGACGGGUCAGCUGACGAGCUAUCUGUGGACGGCCCUGCCUUUGGCCAGCUGCACGGCUGUGGAGGCCCACCGCAGGAUGCCGUCGCCGUGGUUCAGAUCACGCUGCUGAAAACGAGGGGACAAAGUGCAGAGGCUCUCCAUCAGGUCGACACGGGCCGAAGCCGGACCUGCCGGGACCCGCACAGCCGCAGUUUGGACGAUGUCCGUCUUGGCCGCUGCCAGGGCCAACUCUCGCCCCCAGACCCCGCCCCGGCCUCCCCCGCCUCCCACAGAUACACCUUCGACUGUGCCCCGGAAGGCGAAGCGCUCGCCUCAAGCCCUGCCCACCCGCUGGCCGGGGGCGGGACCCGGGGGGGCCUGUAUGGGAGGAGAUGCAGCAACGGCCUGUCCCUGAGCCUCCCGGGGGAUGACAAGCUCCCGGAGGAAUUUGCCGUGUAGGCCGAGGGGCAGAGGGGGCUGGGAUCACCGCCUACUCUGUAGGCGUCCGUUCCCGGUGCCGCCUCCCUGCCCCCUGAGGAUCCCACCAGGGCCCAGAUGGACCCUCCCCCAUCUCCGGCCCGGUCACUUUGGUGCGUGACACGGCCGGCGGGCCAUUCUGGGGAGUUUGGUGGCUGGCAGUUUCAUGUCUGGUUGUUGCCCAUCACACCUGGGUGGGCUGGAAGGACCCCAUUAUCCCAGACUCGCUUGACUGCUGAGUUUCUGCAUCUUCUGUUGGGAUCACCAGCCCAUUCCAGGCUGCUGAGCCGGAUAUGAGGCCGAAUCACAGGAAGCCCUUCCGGCUGCACCGGUCGGGAAGGGGGUGCGGUGUGUUGGGGUGAUGGUCGGGGUGUGGAGCCAGAUUCGUGCUUGACACUGACCCCUCUUCUGCCCCCCUGCUGAGAACUCUGGGCCCCAUCCUGCCUUGUUUUGGGGGAAUGG
Messenger RNA from Tachyglossus aculeatus (Australian echidna), 2276 nucleotides. It is a transcript of the gene FRMD1, whose product is annotated as FERM domain containing 1. Gene Ontology annotation, cellular component: cytoplasmic side of apical plasma membrane; cytoskeleton. Gene Ontology annotation, biological process: positive regulation of hippo signaling. The transcript is spliced from 13 exons. Bases 9 to 1796 code for a protein of 595 amino acids. Lineage: Eukaryota; Metazoa; Chordata; Mammalia; Monotremata; Tachyglossidae. The record is from RefSeq and is a predicted model, not a curated record.